UCGAUGCCCGAUGGGCAUCUGCAAUGCCCCCGCAACUUUCCAGCGAGCCAUGAACAUGGCCUUUCAGAACUUUGUGCGGAAGACUCGUCUGGCACAGAGUAUCGUCAACUACUGCGUGAUUGUGUACAUGGACGAUAUCUUGGUGUAUUCGAGUUCCUACGAAGGGCACGUGCAACACAUCGAAUGGGCGUUGCAUGCAUUACGGGAUGCUGGUUUCAAGGUCGCGUUCGAGAAGUGCCAGUUUUUUCUUACCACCGUUUCCUUCCUUGGACACGUGGUAACAGACCAGGGACUUAGACCGGAGCCGCAGAAGGUGGCAACUGUCAGAGAUGCGCUGGUGCCUACGACUAUUACGCAGGUUUGCGCCUUUCUGGGCCUAGCCUCGUACUAUCGAAGGUUUAUCAAGGGCUUCGCGGCGAUUGCGGGACCUCUCACGAAUCUGCUGCGAAAGGACAAGUCGUUGAUCUGGACACCAGAGUGUGAUCGAGCGUUUUCGGAACUCAAGGCCGCCCUUAUUUCGGCCCCGGUCCUUAUAAGGUCGGAUCCCGAAAAGCCUUUUGUCCUCAUUACUGACUGGCAACCAGAGGCAAUUUCGGCGAUCUUGGCCCAGGUGGGACCAAGCGGACUUGAGAACGUGGUAGAGUAUGCGUCCAAAUUAGUGCCCGCCUGCAAGCGUAACUACGCCGUUCCAACAGGAAAAUGCUACGAGGCUCUGUGGGGAAUCGGUCACUUUCGAGCUUACUUGUACGGGCGAAAGUUCACAUUGGUGAUCGAUCAUGAGCCUCUGCUAGCCCUGAAGAAAUCUAAGGAUUACUCGGGCAUGAUCGGGCGAUGGGCAACGGUGCUGCAGAGCAUGGACUUUGACAUCCGUCACCGGAAACACGAAAGGCACGGGAAUGUGGACGGCUUGACACGACUACACCGACCUGAGAAGGUUCCGAAGAAUGAGGAGGUGAUUCAGUGGAACGAACCGAAAAAGGAGAACGGACCUCGGUACGGCCAAAGGGAGAUCCUGUCAAAGGACCACGUGGCCACAUCUCGGAAAUUCGGCAAGUUCGUCAUCCACGACUCAAUACGGAUCCGUCUGGCUCAGUUCUUCUGCGACGUGGGUGUAUGUGCAACCGCUGCGUUUCGAUUCGAAGGGAGUCCGCAGGCAAUAGUAUUGACGGAGGUGGUAGCAGUACAUCGUCGAGCGGCUCCCGGAACGAGCCACGUCACCACGGUCGCGGCUUUCAGCGGCGACAUCAGUACGGUGACGUGGACGCGGAGCAGCGAACAUCCCGCGUGGCUCGAAAAUCUGGAAUUGCUCAUCAUACAAGCUUGGAGGACUAACGUGGAGGGUGAUCUCCUCGGAUUUCUCUUCGGAUCGGUGCGGCCGGGACAUCACCAGCUAAUCGCUCAAGAACUCAUCGCGCCGAUCGUGCAACUGGCAGACGGCCUCUCUCCUGACAUCGUCUCGCAAAGCGACGACAACCCCGCUCCGCACGUACUCCCACGAACGUUGGAUCCGUAUCUUCAGUGGAGUGCAUGCUUGGAAGAGCCUGGGGACGAAGACUCUCUACCGUCGCAGCAGGUGUAUCUGAAGCCAUACGGCAUCAUCAACCACGCUUUCUAUCCGAAGGCGGAGGAGGUGGUGAUAGAAGAAGAGGAAAGUGACAACGAUGAGGAAACAUCGGAAGAAGGAAGCUAUAGCGAGUAUAGCGAGGGCGAACAGAGCGAAGAAGAAGAAGAAGAGGAAGAAGAAACCGGCUCUGAGUGGGAAGCCUUGCCGGAGGAAGCGACGCGUAUUGGCACGGAGGCGGAAGAUCCGGGGGCAGCACGCAAGCGAGAAGAAAUUGCCACCGGGAAACGCCAGCUGGAGUUCACUAGUGGAGCAAGCCUGCGCAUCGGUGACGAUCCGACCAGGGAUCCGGAGCCGCCGAAGCCGGAAGAUGGCAACCCGGCAGCCGCCACCCCAAGCACCUCACGGCGGAGACGAAGCCGAUCCUCCUCCCCCUCCAGCCCCACCCGUCCCCCAGUUCGUCCACGUACCGAUGCGGGGGAUAGGCCUUCGACCUCGGACAUUAUCCCGCCGUCCCCUUGAUUACCUCACCCUGGAGCAGAUCCAUACCCCCGUCACAUUCCCCCGUCACCCCUUCCAUCCCCAUCUCUUUCGUGAUUUCUACUCUACGCGCCUAAUCGCUAC
Messenger RNA from Chara braunii, 2185 nucleotides. NCBI's taxonomy places the organism in Eukaryota, Viridiplantae, Streptophyta, Charophyceae, Charales, Characeae. The record is from the annotation of a GenBank genome assembly.